AUGUGUUAGCGAAGCUGCUGAGAAAGCGGUGGCCGGCCGAGGGCAGGGGCGGACGCGCUGCCGCGUUUUUCGGAUCCCGUUUUCGGAUCGUUUCGGAGAGAAGCCCAAACCGCUCGGGGAACAGUGCUACAGGGAGGCCAUGGAGCAGUGCCACAACUACAACGCCCGGCUCUGCGCCGAGAGGAGCGUUCGCCUCCCUUUCCUUGAUUCCCAAACCGGGGUGGCCCAAAGCAACUGCUACAUCUGGAUGGAGAAACGUCACCGAGGGCCGGGUUUAGCCGCUGGGCAGCUUUACUCCUACCCCGCGCGGCGCUGGCGGAAGAAACGUCGUGCGCAUCCGCCGGAGGACCCGAGGCUUUCCUUCCCUUCUAUCAAACCCGACACCGACCAGACCCUGAAGAAGGAAGGGCUGAUCUCUCAGGACGGCAGCAGCCUGGAAGCUCUGUUAAGGACCGAUCCCUUGGAGAAACGUUCCCUCCCGGAUCCCCGCAUCGACGACGACAGCCUGGGCGAGUUCCCUGUCACCAACAGCCGCGCGCGGAAGCGGAUUCUCGAGCCGGAUGACUUCCUGGAUGAUUUGGAUGAUGAAGACUACGAGGAAGAUACGCCGAAGCGGAGAGGGAAGGGGAAAGCCAAGGGCAAAGGUGUCGGAGGGGCUCGUAAGAAACUGGACGCGGCUAUUUUAGAAGACCGGGAUAAACCCUACGCUUGCGACA
Messenger RNA from Cariama cristata (Red-legged seriema), 716 nucleotides. RefSeq names its product zinc finger protein ubi-d4-like. The transcript is spliced from 6 exons. The annotation marks the transcript as partial. The record is from RefSeq and is a predicted model, not a curated record. Lineage: Eukaryota; Metazoa; Chordata; Aves; Cariamiformes; Cariamidae. Gene Ontology annotation, cellular component: nucleus.